CGCCUUACUGGUUCGCCACACCAUGCCUAUUACUCGAUUAGCCAAACGUGCCAGGGAAAUGGAUGCAGAGAAGACUACAAUAAACGCACUUCAAAGCAACAGAAUGGCUUGCGUGUUAUCAACAACACUACCACGAAAACAAACGGCAAAUAUCCAUAUCCCGCAACAAGGCCACCUCAGAGCUGCAGAUUGCUGGACUGGAUAUCGCUGAAAGAUCCACCUAAUAUUGCCAUCCCAAAUAGCGACGACCUCUUUGCCACCCUCCAAGAGAUGCACAAACUCCAAGACUGCAUCGUUAUAGCCCGAGGCCGUCCACAAGAUAUUAUGCCGUCUUCUAAAUAUCCAAUAAUUAACCAACCACUAGAGUGGAGAAGCAGUAAGGGAAGGGAAGAGUUUCUUGCCUCAGAGCUUUCCCUCAGAUUGAAUGAAGCCCUUGCAUAUCGCUCAUGGAGCCAAGAAGCUGCGUGGCUGAUACCUAAUAAAGGGGUGGUUAUACGCGCAAACCCGCUUUUCCCUCCACAAAAGCUUUAUGAGGUCUUGACAAUCUAUUUCCCCGCAGACUUAGAUCAGGAAGCUAUCUCCUCUAUUGAAAAGUUUAGAUGGUUACCUAACUGGUACUUUGGCGAGGAAUACGACGCUCACUAUCCCGUCGAGUCCCAGAAGCCUGCAUGGAUAGAGGGGACUUAUGAGUAUAAAGGGCAAACUGCAAGGCGGUUGGCUUAUUUCAUCAGAUUAGUUGACGAGGAACGAGAGCGAAUCUAUGAAGAAAAAGGGAAGUAUAAUGUCAUUGUGGAUUUCUUUGACGGCCUGAAAGAUCUCGGGAUGAUUGGGUAUGAAUCGCUGCAUGUUGAAUUCGUGGAGGUUGUUCACUAUGUACCGAAGAACUACGUACCAGAGCCUCCCCGACCUAUAUCUCCUGAAGGGAGGAAGUUUUUAGAUAGUUUGCCAGCCUACGACUCAGAUAUAUCACUAUAG
Messenger RNA from Penicillium cataractarum, 975 nucleotides. RefSeq lists its product as uncharacterized. The annotation marks the transcript as partial. NCBI's taxonomy places the organism in Eukaryota, Fungi, Ascomycota, Eurotiomycetes, Eurotiales, Aspergillaceae. The transcript is spliced from 2 exons. The record is from RefSeq and is a predicted model, not a curated record.